This is a messenger RNA of Xenia sp. Carnegie-2017, 3012 nucleotides long. RefSeq lists its product as uncharacterized. Gene Ontology annotation, molecular function: nucleic acid binding. Gene Ontology annotation, biological process: DNA integration. The coding region runs from base 1 to 3012 and encodes 1003 amino acids. The record is from RefSeq and is a predicted model, not a curated record. Lineage: Eukaryota; Metazoa; Cnidaria; Anthozoa; Malacalcyonacea; Xeniidae. The transcript has a single exon.
AUGAAUAUUGAAGCUGUAGAAAAAAGCAAAGACGAGUGGUAUUCUGAACUCAGGUUUGGCAGACAUUUGGUGAACGUGAAGGUGGAUACAGGCGCAAAAUGUAAUGUGCUUUCUAAAAAAUUGUUCGACAAAGUCACAGAAGCUGAGCAACAAGUUACCAAAACAAAUACAAAGCUAAUGUCGUAUAGUGGAGAUUCAGUUCAAACCUUGGGACAAGCAGUGAUGACGUGUUCUUACAAAGACAAACGAUACAAUCUUCUUUUCUACAUAGCGACACACGAUGUAAAGCCUAUUCUUGGUUUACCUGAUUGCGAGCGUUUGGGUAUGGUGAAAAGAAUUAAAGAUGUCAAACCUAUUUUCACUAGCGACGAUAUUCUCAAUGAAUAUGCAGAUCUCUUCGAUGGCAAACUAGGAUGUUUACCCAUUAAACAUCAUAUCAGUGUCAAUCCAAAUGUAAAACCUACAAUUCAUCCUCCUCGACGCGUUCCAGUAGCUAUGAGAACGAAAUUUAAAGAAGAAUUAGAACGAAUGCAACAGAUGGGUGUCAUCGAUCCUGUAGAAAAACCUACGGAAUGGGUUUCGUCAAUGGUAACAGUAGAAAAACCAAACAAGUUACGAAUAUGUAUUGAUCCUAGACAUCUUAAUGAAGCCAUUCAGCGAGAACAUUACCCUCUCUUGACAAUAGAAGAAGUCGUAUCAAGACUACCUGGAGCUAAAAUUUUCUCCGUAUUCGAUGCAGCCUCUGGAUUUUGGCAGAUACCUCUAGAUGAAGAUUCCAGUUAUCUUACAACAUUCAAUACGCCUUUUGGCAGAUACAAAUUCAAUCGUCUCCCAUUUGGUAUAUCCUCAGCACCUGAAGUGUUCCAAAAAGCUAUGCACCAGCUGUUUGACAGAAUAGACGGUUGUGAAAUUAUAAUGGAUGAUAUCUUAGUAUGGGGAACAACAGAGAAAGAGCAUGAUGAAAGAAUUAUCAAUGUGCUGAAUAGAGCUCGUGAAAUCAAUCGCAAAUUAAAGAAAGAAAAAACAAAAGUUAAAGUAACAAAUGUAGAUUACAUGGGACACAAAAUAACAUCAGAUGGUCUUCAAUCCGAUCCUGAAAAGAUUAAAGCAAUAUUAAACAUGCCAAUUCCUAAGGAUAAGAAAGAUCUUCAAUAUUUGGCCAAGUUUAUUCCUUAUCUUUCAGAAAUGGCAAGUCCCCUUAGAGAUAUGUUAAAGAAGGAAAAUGAUUGGUGCUGGUUAGAUCAACAUCAAAUAGUGUAUGACAGAAUCAAGAAAUCCUGUGGAGAGCAUUCUGUAUUGCAAUUCUACGAUGUAUCAAAAGAUGUGACAUUAUCCGUAGAUGCAAGUAUGUCAGGUUUAGGAGCAGUUUGUCCUCAAAAUGGCAAACCAGUUGCUUAUGCAUCGAGAGCUUUAACUGAAUGCCAAAAGAAAUAUGCACAAAUUGAAAAAGAAUUACUUGCAAUUGUAUUUGGAUGUGAAAAAUUUCAUGAUUACAUCUAUGGCAGAGAUGUCAAUGUUGAAACAGAUCAUAAGCCCUUAGAGCAGAUUUUCAAGAAGCCCCUUCAUCAAUCUCCAUUGAGACUCCAGAAAAUGUUGCUGAAACUUCAAAAGUACAGUUUGAAAGUCUCGUUUAAGAAAGGAGCAGAACUUUAUCUCGCGGAUCAAUUAAGUCGAGCGUAUAUCCAAGAAGAAUCAGAUGAUCACUUAGAAGAUUUUGAGAUAAAUGUUGUCUUGCCAGUAAGUGAAGAGAAAAUGAACCAAUUAAAGGAAGAGACAAAGAAAGAUAAAGCAAUGAAGAAGCUACGACAGUACGUAGAAAAUGGAUGGCCAGAUCUACGCAGUAAAGUUGAUUUGGAUGUUUUGAAUUACUGGGACUUUAGAGAAACUCUUUCAGUACAAGAUGACCUACUGUUUAAAGGAGAUCGAGUAAUAAUUCCUGAGUCAUUAAGAACUGAUAUGUUGAAAGCUAUACAUCAAGGACAUUUUGGAUCUGAAUCAUGCAAACGUAGGGCUCGAGAGUGUUUAUAUUGGCCAAAGAUGAGCUUAGAAAUAGAAACAGAAGUUAGAAAGUGUGAAAUCUGCAAUGCCCAUAAGAGUCAUCAACAAAAGGAGCCUCUAGAAUCACAUACUGUACCACAUCGACCGUGGAGUAAAGUUGGAGCAGACCUGUUUGAAUUGAAUGGUAGAAGCUAUCUUCUUAUGGUAGAUUACUACAGUGGAUUCUUUGAAAUUGAUUACUUGUUAAAUACAACAUCAAAGACAGUUAUCACAAAGAUGAAAUCUCAAAUUGCGAGAUAUGGAAUUUUCCAAGAUCUUAUAACAGAUAAUGGUCCACAAUUCAGGAGUAAAGAAUUUCGUGCAUUCUCGUCACAGUAUGGAUUUAAACAUACAACAAGUUCACCUGGAUAUCCAAAAAGUAACGGCAUGUCAGAGCGUGCUGUACAGACAGCAAAAGCAAUCAUAAAGAAAGCAAAAUAUGAUAACACCGAUCCUUAUUUAGGACUCCUUAAUUAUAGAAAUACACCUAGAGAUGAAAUUGUUGGCAGUCCAUCUCAACGACUAAUGGGACGAAGAACUAGGACAUUACUACCAAUAUCAGAGAAGUUACUUGAAUUUCAACCAUUAAACCCUGUUAAUGUUCAAGAAAAAUUGGAAAUGUAUCACAAGAAACAAAAAGAGUUUUAUGAUCGAAAUGCAAAAACACUUCCACCAUUAAAAGAAGGAGAUAAGGUACGUAUAAAAACAGAAAAAGGCUUCCAAAAGAAAGGAAUCGUGGAAAAAUCGUUACUUGAACCAAGAUCGUAUUUGGUUACGUCUGAUGGUACCUACUAUAGAAGGAAUAGAAAUCAUUUAUUAAAGAUUAAUGAAGAAUCGAGAAGCCAAGAUACAGAUAAGUCUUAUAGUGAGAACAAUAGAUCUUAUAAAUAUCGUAAUGAAAGUACUAACAACAGUAAUAUAAGAACUCGGUAUGGACGUCUAAUCAAAAACCAAACAGAUAUUCUUAUUAGAUAA